Molecule: messenger RNA, 723 nt
Organism: Didymosphaeria variabile
Lineage: Eukaryota; Fungi; Ascomycota; Dothideomycetes; Pleosporales; Didymosphaeriaceae
Exons: 3
Coding region: 1-723 (240 amino acids)
Source: RefSeq, a predicted model, not a curated record
AUGGCGCCUCCAAAAGCUAUAUUAUUCGAUGUCGGCGGCGUAGUGGUCCUCUCCCCCUUCCAAGCCAUCCUCGACUACGAACUCGAAAACCGCAUCCCAAUCGGCUACAUCAACCACGCCAUCCAGCAAGGCCCCCCCUCCACCGGCGCAUGGCAGCUCAUCGAGCGCGGCGCCACGCCCCUCAACGACGCCUGGUUCGCCGCCUUCGCCGCGCAACUCUCCCGCCCGGACGUCUGGCACGCAUACUGGAUCCGCUGGAGCGCGCGCGGCGGCGGGCACGCCGACAGCGGGACGACCUCCUUGCUGGGCGAGCACGUUCCCCCCGUGCCGCGCAUCGACGCGAAGAAGCUGUUCUGGCGGAUGAUGCGGUAUUCGCGACGGCCGGAUGGGGCGAUGUAUCCUGCGCUUAAGGCGCUUCGGAGAAAGGGGGAGGGGCGGUGGGUUGUAGGCGCGCUGUCUAAUACUGUGGAUUUUCCGACUGGGAUUGUGGACGACGAGGGGGUGCUGUUUGAUAAGAGCGUCUUAUACGAUGGGCGGCCGGAGUGGGAAGGAGAUUCUGCGAAUAUCGCGGAUUGGUUUGAUGUUUAUUUGAGUAGUGCGCAUAUUGGGGUUAGGAAGCCGGAUCCGGAGGCGUAUCGGUUGGCGGGAGAAACAAAGGCCGCGGUGAGGGCGUUAGAGAGGGAGGUGGGUGUUUCGUUGAUGGAGGAGAGGAGUAAGCUGUAG